UCUGGCAACACUGGAGUCUAUAAACGUUUUGUGACAUGAAAAUUCAACGAGGACUGUGUACAUGAAUAAUUAAGAAAUUAAAAUGGUUUACAUGCAAUUCGUUUUGCAACCGCUUCCGGGCUCCGACGAACAGUUCAUUGAAAGAGUUCGUGAAGUAUCGGAAAGGGUCAACAGAUUUGGAUAUGGAACUCAUCGCAUAUUCGAGCAACUAAAAAUUUCUGUGAGAGAAGUCGUUAUUGGACCCACGCACAUUGGCGUUUUGCUGGAGGAUGGCAAGGCCUUCCGCGUGUCUUUUUCCAUCAACUCGGAGAAACUAGACUUAACUAAAUCAGACGCAAAAUGUUCCACAAGUGGCGGUGCCGGAACAGCCAGUGCCUCCAAAGCACCAUCUUCAUCGCGACCGAUGCCCAGGUCCAGAGCUCGUCUUUUGCGCGCAACAGGUCGCUCAAGUUCCACCGGCCAGGGUUCCGGAUCGCGCAGCACAGGUGUUAUUAUUGGAGGCAGUACCUCCAAUCGUCCCUUGGUCACUGUUCCGGCCACAUAUGUGCCGGAGGAGCUUAUUUCCCAAGCGGAAGUCGUUUUACAGGGCAAGAGUAGAAAUCUCAUUAUUAGAGAAUUGCAGCGCACCAAUUUAGAUGUUAACUUAGCUGUAAACAAUUUGCUUUCGCGCGAUGACGAGGAAGCCGAAGAUACCGAGGAAGGUGCCGAUAAUUACGUGCCUGAAGAUCUUAUCUCUCUGCUGGAUAACGGCUUUAGUGGAGAUAAUAACAGCGUCAUAAUUGAUCCCUCAGACGGACUCUUCUCUGAGGAGAUAUUUAGCAAUUAUUCCAGCAUUCGAAAUCUGCUGUUUGACCGCAUUCGCAGUGAGCGCAGCAAUGCCAACGCUAAUGCUGCGGACAGCAAUCAAUCGACCCGCUCCACAACCACGGGUGCCGCUUUAACCGGUGGCAGCGGAUUAUCAGCUCAAAUAUCAGUUAAUGCUGACCGCGAAGCCUUCAGUCGUUGGCGGGAUCGUCAGUACUACGGCCCACGGCGCUGGAUUAGCAAAGACGACUACACUUGGGAAAAGGACGCUGACUCCAAGAAAAAGGAGCCAUCCCCGAUGUUGUCUCCCAUUUGGAUAUCGGAGGAACUGCAACCAUGGCCGGAGAAGAGUUCUGUGAGGUUCAAGACCAUCGGGGCCUUGUAUUCAGAGUUCAUUGCACUGUCAGAGAGCGGAGAUUUGUACCAAUGGCGUUGGUCAGAUGCAGAGCCGUACAAGUCAGAGACGGAGAAUGUUUAUCAUCCAAAAACUUUGGCACUCAAUAUAACCGAAAGGGUGGAGUUGAUGUCCGCCAACUUUAUCAGAUGUUCCGUGGUUACCGAAACCAAUCGCGUGGCCACUUGGAUGGACGAACAGUUGGGCUAUCUGGGCGCGAAGCUGGAGCACAAUUCCAUCUCCUUCAACGAGUUCAUAUCUGAUCCCAUCACAAAGAUUUACGUCUGUUCGCUGUACACGGUUGUUAAAACCGACAGCAACAAUAUCUACUGGUGGGGAGUUCUGCCCUUUGAUCAACGCCGCUAUUUGUGGGAUAAAUUCCGGACAAAAACCAAGAAGCCAUUUAAGGUGGUCACUACCGAUAUAAACGUGGGCGCUCAAGUGAUAAUGAAGAAAUGCCCGAUCUACCAAUCUGGGUCCAUCGGAUUUACGUGCUCCAAUGGCGUUCCGAAGGUUGGACAGCUGCUAAACUCGGUUUGGAACUUCACCGAUGUUUGUCGCAUGAAAAUCAUAAAUAUUAUCACCAGUUCGGGCGUGGAGAAAUCGCAAGCCGCUAGCUUGAACUUGAAUGCGCAUGGAAAUGCAACGGAUAAGGAUCUACCAAAGACAACAACGUUGCCCAGUGCUGGGAGCAGUAAGAAUGGCCAGUCAUUCUCAAACAGCAAGGAGUCGACCGAUCGCAUAGACAUGCCACCUCCUCCGUCGCCGGCAUCGAGCACAUGUAGCGACACCGGCAGUGUUACAUCGCACAAGCGCACCAAGCGAGUGACCACAAAAGAGGACUCGAGCCCCCAGGAGGGCAGAAAGGAUGAGGAGCUGUGGCAGCUAAAGGACGUGGUGUUUGUCGAGGACAAAGUGGGUCCUGUCGGCAAGGUGCUCAAGGUCGAUGGAGACUUUGUGGCCGUUCGGUUCCCGGCGAUGAAUGCAGCUGCCGCUGCAGUCGCUGCUGCUGCCUCCGCCACUGCAAGUUCCUCCUCCUCCAAUUCAGCCUCCACCUCCAAGGAAGAAGGCAAGGAGGACGACUGGCAGCAGUGUCGCCUGCUACGUCGCGAGGAUGUCCAGAUUUUCCGAACCGCUAUGUCUACUCGCGGUCCAGACUGGUUGCAGAAGCAGCCAAAGAAGAUAAACGUCGGCGCCGAUGCGGCUGGCGCACAAUUGCUUACCCUGGCUGUGGAUUCGCGUGGUAUUCAUGUUAUCAAGAAGGUACUUGGCAAAAUCCACUACAGCCUGUACAACCUGUAUAACAGCAAACAGGAGCAAAACUGCCUGUUCCCAACGGACUGCUCCUCCUUUAUUGGCGCCUCGCCCAGCAACAUCAUGAUGGCCUGUAACAACGACUGCAGCGGAAACAACAGUACCAUUGUGCUGCGCGAUGGAAAUGGAGCGCUCUAUCCCUUGGCCAAGGAUUGCCUUGGAUCGAUCAAGGAUCCCCAGUGGUUUGAUCUGCCGCCGGUGAAGUCCAUCACAAUGUCCACAAUAUCGCUGCCGGCAAUGGUAUCGGGCGUCAACCUGAAGUCAAAAGUGUGCAUGACGGCCCUGCUUUUCGACACCCAGAAGCUCAUGCCGCACAUCUUACGCUGCGAUGUCAAGAACAGCUUUGCCGCUCUGAGCCGCUUGGAGAGGGAGGAUCAAGCUGACACGGCUUUGGUUGUGGAGGAACGUUGCGACGGAGCCCGAAACAUUUUCCAUGCUUGCGUGAUUAUGUGCGCACCAUCAUCAAACAAGGACUCACCGCCAGAUUCACCUAGCGGUGGCGUAGAGAAGAAAUCCUUAGCAGUUGGACUCUCAGUGGCACGCUCGAUCCCAACGGUGUCCACCAGUGCGUAUGUAAGCAGCAACGCUUUUGGAGCAAAUGCUUCGUCGAGCAAUGAAAACUCCAGCUUUGCCACUAUGAGCUCCUCAGCCGCGGGAUCUUCGUCCUCGGGAAGCAGGGAUAAUCGAAUCAACAUGCGCGACAUGAUGCAUCGGCUAAUUAACACCGAUCAAGCGGAACAGUCGGGCAGUCAGCCAAUGGCUACCAACAACGACGAUCACGCCUAUAUCCCCUGGCCAGCUGAGUCUCCGGCCGCCAGUAAUCUGAGCGCCAGCUCUUCGCAAAACAUCGCGGACAGCAUUGAAGAUGACAUUUCAAAGAUAAUUCCGUCCUCCUCACAGAGUUCCAUGCUCGCCAACAUCAAGUUGGGAUCGCCCAACUACACUUUCGAUCUGGCCCAGCGCCGCGAGCAUGCAUUGUUGAUCCUACAGCAGAUGUGCGUAAGCCCCGCCCUGCGUCCGUACCUCUGCCAGAUGCUGAGCACCAAGGAUGCCCAGGGCCAGACACCGUUCAUGCUGUCCGUUUCGUGCCGCGCCUACGAGGCAGGCAUUAUACUGCUUAACACCAUUCUCAUGCUGUCCGAACAAGAUCCGCAGCUUAAGGAAGCCAUGAUUUUCCCCAGCGGCUCCCCGGCGGAUCAGUCGCCCCUGCAUGUAAUCUGCUACAACGACACCUGCUCGUUCACAUGGACCGGAGCCGAUCACAUCAACCAGAACAUAUUCGAAUGCAAAACCUGCGGCCUGACUGGCUCUCUGUGCUGCUGCACGGAGUGUGCUCGCGUCUGCCACAAGGGACACGAUUGCAAGCUGAAGCGUACAGCACCGACGGCCUACUGUGAUUGCUGGGAGAAAUGCAAGUGCAAGGCCCUGAUCGCUGGCAAUCUCACCAAGCGCUUCGCCCUGCUUUGUAAGCUGGUCUCCUGCACAGAUUUGGUCACAAAGUUCAACUCAAAGGGCGAAUCGAUUCUGCUCUUCCUCAUCCAGACGGUCGGCCGUCAAAUUGUCGAACAGCGUCAGUAUCGCUUCAACGUGAGGGUUCGCAAUGUUGGCACCGCUGCCAGCGGAACGAACGGCAGCAAUACAGUAAUAUCGAAUCGCAAGACUUCCGCAGCAGAAAUUGAUACAGAUAUGCCAGACCACGAUCUGGAGCCGCCGAAGUUCGCCCGCAAGGCCCUGGAGCGCCUGCUGAUUGACUGGAAUGCGGUGCGUUCAAUGGUUAUGAGCGGAGCGGAGAAGACCGAGGUGAACGUGCCGAAUCCGACCGGCAAUGCCUCCGAAAACUCGAACUCUGAGGGCUUCAACAUGUUCAUUCAAACGCAGCAUGGCUCCACGCUUCUGGAUAAAUUUACCCACAGCUUGAUUGUAAAGUGCACUGGCGACCAUUUGGACACCUUGCUGCUCACCCUGGUACGGGAAUUGCAGAACGUCAGCGUGGCUAAUCGCUGUAAGGAGGCUGAAGAAGUUGCACGCCGUUUUGUGCGCUCUGUGGCAAGAGUGUUUGUCAUUUUUAACCUGGAGAAGCAGCCGAAUCCGGAGAAGCGCAAGACGCACACCUCGUGCAACAAAUACGUUCAGAGCUGUGUGAAAGUGUUUCAGACGCUGCAUAAGAUCUCCAUCGAGGAGCUGUGCGAGGUGUCCGAAGCGCUGAUCGCUCCAGUCCGUCUGGGCGUUGUGCGGCCCACAGCUCCGUUUACGAUGUCAUCGUCGAACUUGGAUAACUCGGAUGAUUUGUUCAGCGUGGAUCCUUUGGCACCUUCCAACGUGGAGUCUCCUUCUGAACAAAUACUAGGUGGACACGAUACUGGCAACGAUCAGAGUGCCAGUUUUAAUAUUCAACAAAACUACGAUGUAGUUGCAAUGGAAACGAUACGCGACGCCUCCGAAUCGGAAGAAGUUAUUAAUCGGGAAACUAAUUCCCACAAUCAAGACGAUGAGUUAAUAGAAAAUCAACGAAAUGAGGACGGCAUGCAAGAUGAUGAGAGCGAUAAUGACUUUACUUUCAAUGACGCUGAGACUGAGUCUGACUCCGAUGACAACCAAAGCAAUCAGGAAGUGCAGAGAAGCGUUCAAACUGGAGCAACAGUUGGCUCAGAAAACGAUAUUGGUGUUCUGUUCCUGGAAGAUGAAUCGGGCGACUCUUCGGCUCAAGAAGAAGAUGGUUCGGAGGAUGGCGAGUCCGACGACCAUUCCGAUGAAUUCAACUUCAAUGACCAACAGCUUGAACGUCGCAGCAACAACUCCAACACUCGCAGCGAUUUGGCUCCCCAAACGAUGCAAUGGGCAAUUAGAAAUCGUGACACCGCCCGCUCGUCCGUAAGGGUGCCAACCGGAUCAAAUUUGGUCUUCAUUGACCCGAUGGCGCUGCGGCGAUCCACUGUACCGGCCACCACAGCGGUCACCACUCCCUCGAUCGAACCACACACCAUGGCCACCACGGCCAGCAAUUUGGCUCGGGCUUUCGGGAUCACCAUAAGACAGAUAUCGGAGCUGAUAAGCAUUCUAUCCUACAACAUUGUGAACGACAUUGAAACUUCAUUGAAAAUUCAAAGCGAUGAGGCAAUUGCAGUUCAAGCAUUCGUUGAAAAGCGUUUGAAGGCUACAUGGGACUGGAUGUUCACGGUAAUGGACGGUACCGAGGCACAGUUAAAGUUUGGUGCCUACUUGACCAACUACACGGAUCCUAACCAUCCGCUGCAUCCGCUUAACCUUAGUGCCCAGGCUUCAAGUAGCCAAACGCCUGCUCCUGCAACAUCCGCGACUGUUGGAGUGAAUGUGAUGGGAUCCAAUUCACGGCGUGAUUUCUUUACCUACUGCUUGUCUCUGAUGCGUGCUCACACUUCGGAGCACAGAGAUGCUCUACCAGUGUUGGAUAUUACAGCUUUACGUCAUAUUGCCUACGUCCUCGAUGCCUUUGUUUACUAUAUGCGCAACGACACGGGCUUCUAUGACAAACAGGACACCAUUUCCGGCCGCAUAAACAAUCUGUCGCCCAUGGUUGAGAGCUACGAUACGGACGAGGAGUUGACCAACCUGGAAGACUUCAAUCCGGAUGUUCAGCCCUCGACCAGUAGCCUUGCUUCGGGAGGUUCAGGCACACGCCGUCAUGCCUUCUUCGCGCGAUCGGAAUCGACUCUUAGCUUGGGUUGCUCGGCGCCAGAGGGCUUCGAUCUGCCACUGGAUAUGGCCAUGCCAUUAGCCGAUAAGCCUCACCUGCUGCAGCCAAAUUCGAAGCGACAGGAGCUCUUCGCCAACCUACCGCUGCUCGUAAACCCGAGUGCCAGCAACAGCGCUCCUAAUAAUAAUGGUGGCAGCCUUUUUGAAAAUACUCCCACCAGGCUGGGAUUCUCGAAUUCCUUGAAAAGGAACGAACAUGUUUAUGAAACAGUCCCAGCCAAACAGUGUGUGGAGGUAAUAAUCAAUAUGGAUACCAGUAAGACGGGUGAUGGAAAUGCAACUUAUAAGGCUGAGGGCUCUACGGACUCUAAUAUCUACGUACAAUUGAAAAAGAAACAGGGUUCGGAUGAUUUUAAAUCUCACAAAGAGGCUGAUGGAAAUCACAGCAAGUACGAUAAAGUUGUGCUAAUGGAGACUGAUGAUAGCCUUCCAAGUACCAGUAAAUCGACUGAAGCGCUAAUGGCUACAAGGCCAGAAGUUAUUAUUGCACCAAAUAAAGCCUCAGUGUCGCCGGCGACUGCAGCUCGCAGCGUUAUUGUUCUUGCAGGUGGUUCUUGUUUAAAGACGAUUGAUUCGGACUUGAACAAUUUCUCUGCUUCAAAUUUGUCGACCGCAGAACAAGCUAAAUGUGAUACACAUCAUCAAAAGUCGACGCCACACCACCCGCUAAGCUUCCCAGCUCGCGGUUCUCUGUUUUACCAAAGUAACUUCUCGGAAUCGCCGUCGUGGAACUUUUUGUUAAGUCGCUGGAAGCUAACAUUGGAUUUAUUUGGUCGCGUCUUCAUGGACGAUGUGGGAAUGGAGCACGGCUCUGUGCUGCCGGAAUUGCGCGGUUUUCCGGUCAAGGAGAUGCGUUUCCGUCGUCACAUGGAAAAACUACGCAACGGCCAACAGCGCGACUUGGUGCUAUGCAAACUUGAGCGGAAUCGUGAAAGUUUAAUUGUUCAAACGUUCAAGGAACUGAACACCAAUUUCGGCAACCAAAACCGACGAGCCCAACCACCAAUCACGUUUAACAGAGUGAAGGUGACGUUUAAGGAUGAGCCGGGCGAGGGAUCUGGAGUAGCCCGCAGCUUUUACACAUCGAUCGCCGAGGCACUGCUUGCCAGUGCGAAGAUCCCGAACCUUGAAUCGGUGCAAGUGGGAAGCAGUCACAGCAAGUAUGGAGUGCCGUUCUCAAGCAUCCUGCGCAGCAGAACGGUCUCCGGGUCAACUCGUGAUCAGUCCACUCUGCAAAGGCGUGGCACAAGCAGCAAGAUACUUUGGCGCUCAGCUCGUGAAAGAAAGGCUUUGAAUUUGGAUGCCAGACCAUACACACCAAUGAAUAAUACAGAUAAUGCCAUGCCGGAAAGCGUGAAUGAUCAUUUGUCUGUUCACCUACAGCAAAUUGGAGAACGUCUGUACCCCAAGAUUCACUCGAUUAACCAAACGCAUGCACCGAAGAUAACAGGAAUGCUGCUAGAGAUACCUACCCCUCAGCUCCUCUCCGUAAUUUCCUCAGAUGAGACACUUCGUCAAAAAGUGAAUGAAGCAAUAGAAAUAAUCACAUUCAAACUCAAAUCUGAGGCCAGUGCACAAAGUAGUCAACCAAAAAAAUCACCAUCAGUCGUUCUGGUCGAACCCGUAGAUGACGAUAAUGAGCCAUUAUUUUAUUCUCCGGGCAAGCGGGGCUUUUAUACACCGCGCCAAGGCUUUGCUUCAUUCGAACGCAUAAAUGCAUUUAGAAAUAUUGGGAGACUAAUUGGACUUUGUCUACUGCAAAACGAAUUGCUUCCAUUGUUCCUGCAAAGACAUGUGUUGAAAUACAUUCUUGGGCGUAAAAUUAAGUUCCACGACCUGGCAUUUUUUGAUCCAGCAUUAUACGAAUCUUUUAGGCAAAUUAUUCAAAAUGCCCAAACAAAAGAAGGCGAAGAAACACUGAAUCGAAUGGAGCUUUGCUUUGUGAUUGAUUUAAUGAAAGAGGAGGGUUGUGGCAACCGGGAACUAAUUCCAGGAGGACGUGAGGUAGCGGUCACAUCGAGUAACAUAUUCGAGUACAUUAGACGCUAUACAGAAUAUAGACUAAUCAAAUCCCAAGAAAAGGCACUUGAGGCAUUAAAAGACGGAGUUUUCGACGUUUUGCCUGAUAACAGCAUGAACAGCUUAACUGCUGAGGAUUUGCGUCUCCUGCUGAACGGUGUCGGUGAUAUAAAUGUUUCAACUUUGAUUUCAUAUACUACCUUUAACGACGAAUCUAGCGAGGGUCCGGAUAAACUUUUAAAAUUUAAGAAAUGGUUCUGGAGUAUUGUUGAGAAAAUGAAUAUUAUGGAGCGUCAGGAUUUGGUGUAUUUCUGGACCGGAUCGCCUGCGCUUCCAGCUUCGGAAGAGGGAUUCCAACCAUUGCCAUCUGUAACCAUACGGCCUGCGGAUGACUCUCAUCUACCGACUGCAAAUACGUGUAUAUCUCGGCUGUAUAUCCCGCUGUACUCCAGCAAGUCCAUUUUACGCAGUAAAAUGCUGAUGGCCAUUAAAUCCAAAAACUUUGGAUUCGUAUAAGCGAUUGGAACACCUUUUUAUGUGUAUAAGCUUCAAAUUAAUUUCUUAAUUAAUUUUAGAAUUCUUUGAGUUUUGACUUGUCAUGUUUAACCAUACCAUUCCCAUUUUGGAUUAUCUAUUGUUUAAAAUUUUCUUUCGAAUUUGAACAAUUAAUACGUAACAUUAUUCAGAGCGAUUGGCACGGGUCUGACGGUCUGGCUUGCCCGAACCUUGUAGUAAAAAUAUGAAGUUUCCAAACCACAAAUGUAACCAAGAAAACGGCCAAUUAGGUAUUAGGAAGCCUAUGUUUUAAUUAUUAAACUUUUAAAUAAAAUAUGUUUUCUAAAGUAUGACUUAUGCACAUGUAUAUUUAUCUAUAUCGAUUCAAUAGAAACUUGAGAAAUAAAUAAUAAAAAUAAGUCCACCUAAUGAAAAUUAUGUA
Messenger RNA from Drosophila ficusphila, 9200 nucleotides. It is a transcript of the gene hyd, whose product is annotated as E3 ubiquitin-protein ligase hyd. The record is from RefSeq and is a predicted model, not a curated record. Lineage: Eukaryota; Metazoa; Arthropoda; Insecta; Diptera; Drosophilidae. Gene Ontology annotation, molecular function: zinc ion binding; RNA binding; ubiquitin binding. Gene Ontology annotation, cellular component: nucleus. Gene Ontology annotation, biological process: protein polyubiquitination; regulation of double-strand break repair; DNA damage response.